AUGGUGUGUUUUAAGGAUGCUUUAUGUCUUAUGGAUCCUACUAAUCGGGCUUAUCUCCAUAUUGAAGAAGCAUCUCUUCUUAUUCGGCGUGCAAAAAUCAGUCCUGGAAUUUUACUUGCACACGCAAAAGCUCUUUCUCAAGGUAAGUUCAAGUACCCACUCACCAGAGUAGAGGCUAAAACACUCACGAUUCAUUCUGGUGUUCAAAGUGAAACUAUUGACAAUAUUAUACUCGGCCAACUACCGAAAAGAAUCAUCAUUGGAUUUGUCGAAAAUGACGCAUUCACCGGUCAUCGUAGUAAAACUCCCUUUAACUUUAGACACUUUAUUAUCUUUCAUUUCUCUCUCUACGUGGACGGUAUACAAAUCCCGCCAAAGACUUUGCAACCAGAUUUCUCAAAAGGAAAGCUAUAUAUUGAUACUCAUUAUACUCUGUUUUCCGGAACGGGGAUUCAUUUUAUGAACGAAAGAAAUAAUAUUGCAUUUGAUCUCACUCCUGAUCUUUCUGCAAAUUGUCAAUCUCACUGGAAUCUUGUUAAACAUGGCAGCCUUAGAAUUGAGCUUCGUGUAGAAGAGACACUACAACAAACUAUUAAUUGUAUAGUCUACACAGAAUACGACAAUGUCUUGGAAAUUCACGCGUCCAGACAGGUUAUAGUAGAUUACAGCGAUUAA
This is a messenger RNA of Belonocnema kinseyi, 675 nucleotides long. RefSeq lists its product as uncharacterized. NCBI's taxonomy places the organism in Eukaryota, Metazoa, Arthropoda, Insecta, Hymenoptera, Cynipidae. The transcript has a single exon. The record is from RefSeq and is a predicted model, not a curated record. Bases 1 to 675 code for a protein of 224 amino acids.